Molecule: messenger RNA, 2201 nt
Organism: Bacillus rossius redtenbacheri
Lineage: Eukaryota; Metazoa; Arthropoda; Insecta; Phasmatodea; Bacillidae
Product: constitutive coactivator of peroxisome proliferator-activated receptor gamma-like
Exons: 7
Coding region: 171-1907 (578 amino acids)
Cellular component (GO): nucleus
Source: RefSeq, a predicted model, not a curated record
ACUUUUCUCGUUAUCGUUUGGAACUUUAUUUACUCUAUGGUUUAGAAGUGUGCAUCAACUGAAAUGUAUGAAGCAUUGUAGCAGUGUAUUAUUGCGUUUAUUUGUACGAGAAUAUACCCUAACCACCUACGAGCCUAUGAAUAACAUUGUUGUUUAAGUGUUUUUCAGCGAUGGGUGUGUAUCAAUUGACUACUUAUCUGGAAACUGGCAAACCCAACGCCUAUUGUUAUGAAGUAAAUAUUGUGAAACUCGCCAGAAAGUUCGCAGUAAACGAGAACAGGCAGCCAGUAAUAAUAGUGGAUGGCACAAGCAGCCUAUACGACUUCUCCGACUUCCAAAGUAAUAAUUGGCUGAUGGGAGGGCAGUUACGUGUCUGUAGGCACAAUUUGAAAAAAUUUGUAACCGCAUUCAAGGAUGCUGGUAUAAAACUUGUGUUUUAUUUCGAUGGGUCGAACGUGGACGAAAAGAGGCAUGUUUGGAUCUCAAGACAAAACGAAAAGAUUAAAAAACAAGAACAUAUUUUUCAGAAAUUGAAACGCGGGCUAUGUCCUAAUAAAAAUUUGUUACCAGCACUUUACGGAGCUUUUGGAAGAUUUAUUUUGCAACACGAGCUUGACUGCGAAGUUUUAGUCUCAGUAGGAGAAUGUGACGAAGAAAUGGCCGUAUUUGCUCAGGAACAUAAUUGUUUGGCUUUCCUUGCUCAGGAUUCAGACUUUUUGAUACACAAAGGUGCUAAAUACUUUUUGUCAAUGAAACAUUUAGACAUCAAAUCAAUGAAGACUUUGUGUUACAACAGAGCAGCAUUUGCAGAAUCACUGUCACUGAAUGGUGAUCAUUUGCCUCUUCUUGGCAGUCUGAUGGGAAAUGACUUGGUGCCAUUUAACGAGCUCAAACGUUUCCAUGAAAAACUGUGCCAAGGCUAUAACCACGUGAUCACAAGAGUCCGGCGGUUAGCCGACUACGUACGAAAAUACCCGAACAGCGACCUGAGCAAGAGCUGUUUGUUAAAAAUCGCUGAUGAUAUUGGUGGAGACAGGAACAUGGCGGUGUUUCUUGAGAGCAGCAUAAAUUGUUAUAAUUGCAAGAGCGUGGUUGGUGAGGAUAGAAGGUGGGGAGUGAUGCACGAGGCUCGAAUCAGACACACGACAUGCGAAAUUCCGCCUUUUGUGUAUCCGAUCAUGAGAGGGAAACCUUACGAACUGAGCGUUGGGCUUGAGGAUUUCGAUGGAGAAAUGGAGGCCGCAGCGAAGGUGUACAGGCCAAUGAGACAACGCUUCUAUGGAGUACUCCUUCAUGACGAUCCAGCCAAGCGUGAUACAGUUGAAGAGUGGUGUGUAGAGUCCAAAAAGAUCUCUGAAGCUGCUCUUAAUGUCAAAGUGCAAAGAGUUCCAGGUAAUAUGCAUCCUGGUUUGUUAAGAUUGUGGACAGAAAAUACAUCUGUGAUUAACAGAAGAAGAUGGGAACUUUUUUUGUGGUGCAUUUCACCUGCAUUGGACAGAUCUGCAUUGACGUACAUUGAUCCGAAAUACUACGUCCCAGCUGCUGUACUGUAUUACCUAGUACACGUGGAUGAACACUUGCUUUAUGACUGGGAAGUGGAAGCCAUCAUAUCCCAAGCCGUUCUGCUCCAGACGAUGAAAGACCGCCAGUUGGUGAGCUUGAGGACGCAGAUUCCCGAGCCCAGGGCGGUCCAGGUGGCAUCGCUCUUUGGCCGCGGAGUCACCACGGUCUUGCUCGUCAUGGCGGCUUGCGGCGUUCCGCUCAAACAAAUGAUGCCAUGGUUGUAUUAUGAUGGAAAGUUGUUCCUGGAACAAUUUUUAGAAAGGAAAAAUGGAUUCCAACGACAAUUUCAGGGGCAGGUCCAGUGCGAAUUCUUGUCCAUUCGUAAGUUUGUGUACGGAGAGUGAACUACGUGUUUUGGCAAAACACCGCAGAAGUACAUAUCUGCAACUGCAAUAUAUUCAAAUAUAUUUUAAACAUUUUAAAUUUAGACACUAUGCUAAGAAUUUUUUUGUAUUAAUGUUUUUAGCUUUUUUAUUUUAGUAUUUUAAAAAUAAAAUAAUAUCAUUAGAUGUGUUAAGUGUUAAAAAAAAAGUUAUGUUAACCAAAAUGUUACCUUAAAUAUGGAAACUCUUUGUACAACACUAUUUUAUUAGUCUAAGAUCGAUUGCAUGUACCUAUAUUAAAAUCUCUUCAAAGAA